AUGUCUGAACCUGCAGUCCAAGCUCAGAGGAAGCCUUCUGCCAACAAGAACAUCAAGAAGCUGCGUACAGUGAGCAUGGUGUGUGGCCUGGCACGAAGCUGGCAGCAAUGGAUCUGUGAGAAUGAGGAGAAGCAGACUUCUGAACCCACAGGCUGGGCCCCCGACAGCUACAAUUCUGAAACUGAUGUGUGUCUGUCUGAGAAGAAACCUCAAACCAGUCACAAACAAAAAACCCAAAGUGAGGACAAUGAACAUAAAUCUAAGGAUGGGGAGUCUCGCAUCAAGACCAAGCAGGUAGUAAAGACAGUGACAAGAGAUGUCCAAGAAAAGAGCGCAGGCAUUGAGUUUCUGACUAACCGGCUUUGUAAGGACCCAGUGACAGAGGAGCUGGACAAGAUGCUGAGCAAGAGGAGCUCACCUACCAGGCGCAGAAAGUGCUCCAACAUGGUGUCUGAGCUGACACAAAGCUGGAAGGUGGUGGAAAAGGAGCGUAAAAUUGCUGGGCAAGCCAAUGAGGCCGGUGGAUCAUCUGAUGCCGAGGAGAAGGCACUGGAGCUCAAUAGUUCAGAGAACCAGGAGGAAACCAAAGAAAAUGAAACAGAGCCAUUAUCAAUCCAUCUAAAGCGACCAUCAGUACUUGGGGCCAAGAAAGUGGAAGAUGCCAAUAAGAUAAACGCCCUCUCUAGUAAGUACAGUGCUGUGGGGAACCUGACAAGUCGCUGGCAGAAUUGGGCAUCUGAGCACAGUGACAACCAAAAGCUAAACCCCUUCAGCGAAGACUUUGACUAUGAAUACUCCAUGUCCAACCGGCUGCGCAGAGGUGAGGAUGGCUACGGCAGGCCCAAGGAGGGAAGCAAAACUGCUGAAAGAGCUAAACGUGCUGAAGCACACAUCCAUCGUGAAAUUGAGCACAUGUGCUUUAUUAUCCGGACCAUGGCCGACCCUGACCCGGAUGGCAAAACUCGGAUCACCUUCGGCGAGCUGUUUGAUAGAUAUGUGCGAAUCUCAGACAAGGUGGUGGGCAUACUGAUGAGAGCCAGGAAGCAUGGCAAGGUGGCUUUUGAGGGCGAGAUGCUGUGGCAGCGACAGGAUGAUGAUGUUAUUAUUACUCUGCUGGAAUAACACAAAUGUGGAACUGCUUUAUGACAUCAUGCAAAUAUGGCAUCUCUAAGAACAAGCGGCAAAAGGUGGAUUUUGCUGCUACCUGUUACAUGGUUUGCCAAAAUAUACUU
Messenger RNA from Trichomycterus rosablanca, 1232 nucleotides. RefSeq names its product actin binding Rho activating protein b (gene abrab). The transcript is spliced from 2 exons. Gene Ontology annotation, cellular component: sarcomere. Gene Ontology annotation, biological process: positive regulation of Rho protein signal transduction; positive regulation of transcription by RNA polymerase II. The coding region runs from base 1 to 1122 and encodes 373 amino acids. Gene Ontology annotation, molecular function: actin binding. The record is from RefSeq and is a predicted model, not a curated record. NCBI's taxonomy places the organism in Eukaryota, Metazoa, Chordata, Actinopteri, Siluriformes, Trichomycteridae.